Urocitellus parryii (Arctic ground squirrel) is the source of this 1315-nucleotide messenger RNA. Its product is annotated as fucosyltransferase 2 (H blood group). Gene Ontology annotation, molecular function: galactoside 2-alpha-L-fucosyltransferase activity. Gene Ontology annotation, biological process: carbohydrate metabolic process. Gene Ontology annotation, cellular component: membrane. The record is from RefSeq and is a predicted model, not a curated record. NCBI's taxonomy places the organism in Eukaryota, Metazoa, Chordata, Mammalia, Rodentia, Sciuridae.
AUGGCCAGCACCCCGGGGCCCUUCUCCUUUCCCAUGGCACACGUUGUCCUCUUUGUCUUUGUGGCUUCUGCCAUCUUUCACCUCCAGCAGCGACUGGCGAGGCUUCAACCCCCAGGGGAGGUGCAGACACCAGCGCCGCAACCCAUGCGAGAGAGGCCCACAGCCCAGCAGCUCCAGGGCAUGUGGACCAUCAACGCAGUAGGUCGCCUGGGGAACCAGAUGGGCCAGUACGCCACGCUGUACGCCCUCGCCCAGCUCAAUGGGCGGCCCGCCUACAUCCCCGCGCAGAUGCACAGCACGCUGGCCCCCAUCUUCAGGAUCACGCUGCCCGUCCUGCCCAGCGCCACGGCCCGCAGCRUCCCGUGGCGGAACUACCACCUCAACGACUGGAUGGAGGAGCAGUACCGCCACAUCCCGGGGCGCUACGUCCGCCUCACGGGCUACCCCUGCUCCUGGACCUUCUACCACCACCUGCGCCAGGAGAUCCUGCGGGAGUUCAGCCUGCACGAGCACGUGCGCCAGGAGGCCCAGCGGUUCCUCAGGGGUCUGCGGGUGAACGGGAGCCGGCCCAGCACCUUCGUGGGGGUGCACGUGCGCCGGGGGGACUACGUGCGUGUCAUGCCGCAGGUGUGGAAGGGCGUGCUGGCCGACAGGGGCUACCUGGAACAGGCCAUGCGGCGGUUCCGAGAGCGCUUCAGGUCCCCCGUCUUCGUGGUCACCAGCAACGGCAUGGCCUGGUGCCGGCAGAACAUCGAUGCCUCCCGUGGCGACGUGGUGUUCGCCGGCAACGGCCUUGAGGGCUCCCCCGCUAAGGACUUUGCGCUGCUCACACAGUGCAACCACACCAUCAUGACCAUCGGGACCUUCGGGAUCUGGGCCGCCUACCUGGCCGGCGGAGAGACCAUCUACCUGGCCAACUACACCCUCCCAGACUCGCCCUUCCUCAAAGUCUUCAAGCCAGAGGCGGCCUUCCUGCCAGAGUGGACGGGGAUCGCUGCAGACCUGUCCCCGCUACUCAAGCACUAAGGCUAGCCCCUCGUGGCCAGCCUGACCCUUCUCCUCUUCUGGCUCCCCCAAGAUCAGUUCCAAGGCAAAAGGAACACAAUGUUACAAGCACAGGACCCUUUCCCCUCCAGUGAGGAUGCCUUGGGCUGCGAGGGAUUUCCCAACGAAUGUGUCCAAAGAACAUAUCUGUAGUCUGGCAAAAUUGUCCAGAGGGACACAGCCCAGUGCUGGUUAACUGUCAGCUCAACAGCAUUGUCGGUGACCUCAGCUGUCACUGUCUCUUCUUAGCCCAGUUGCCUCAUGCUGCACC